Messenger RNA from Acinonyx jubatus (cheetah), 3219 nucleotides. It is a transcript of the gene SLU7, whose product is annotated as SLU7 homolog, splicing factor. The record is from RefSeq and is a predicted model, not a curated record. Gene Ontology annotation, cellular component: spliceosomal complex. The transcript is spliced from 16 exons. Gene Ontology annotation, molecular function: pre-mRNA 3'-splice site binding. Bases 124 to 1884 code for a protein of 586 amino acids. Gene Ontology annotation, biological process: mRNA splicing, via spliceosome. Lineage: Eukaryota; Metazoa; Chordata; Mammalia; Carnivora; Felidae.
AACUACGGAAGUGGCUGCCGGGAGAGGGCGGGACAACAGGAAGUAAACAUUGACGGACUGAUCUCGUCUCUGUCGGAAGCCUUUGGGGUCGGCUGUGGCCGGACUGGAGGGGUCCAGAUAACCAUGUCAGCUGCAGCUGUAGAUGCAGUUAAUGCGGCCCCCCUGUCAGGGUCCAAAGAAAUGAGUCUGGAGGAACCAAAGAAGAUGACCAGAGAGGACUGGAGAAAGAAGAAGGAGUUAGAAGAGCAGCGGAAACUGGGUAAUGCUCCUGCAGAAGUUGAUGAAGAAGGAAAAGACAUCAACCCUCAUAUACCUCAGUAUAUUUCUUCAGUGCCAUGGUAUAUUGAUCCAUCAAAAAGACCUACUUUAAAGCACCAGAGACCACAACCAGAGAAACAGAAGCAAUACAGCUCAUCUGGAGAAUGGUACAAGAGGGGUGUAAAAGAGAAUUCCAUAACUACUAAGUACCGCAAGGGAGCAUGUGAAAAUUGUGGGGCCAUGACACACAAAAAGAAAGACUGCUUUGAGAGACCUAGGCGAGUUGGAGCAAAAUUUACAGGUACUAAUAUAGCUCCAGAUGAGCAUGUCCAGCCCCAGCUGAUGUUUGACUAUGAUGGGAAGAGGGACCGGUGGAAUGGCUACAAUCCAGAGGAACACAUGAAAAUUGUAGAAGAAUACGCCAAAGUUGAUCUGGCAAAACGAACACUGAAAGCCCAGAAACUCCAAGAAGAAUUAGCCUCAGGGAAAUUAGUGGAACAAGCUAAUUCUCCAAAACACCAGUGGGGAGAAGAGGAACCAAAUUCUCAAACGGAAAAAGAUCAUAAUAGUGAAGAUGAGGAUGAAGAUAAAUAUGCAGAUGACAUUGACAUGCCUGGACAGAACUUUGACUCUAAGAGGCGAAUUACUGUCCGGAAUCUCAGGAUUCGAGAAGAUAUUGCAAAAUAUUUGCGGAAUUUAGAUCCAAAUUCUGCUUACUAUGAUCCCAAAACUAGAGCGAUGAGAGAGAAUCCCUAUGCCAAUGCAGGAAAGAAUCCAGAUGAAGUGAGCUAUGCAGGGGAUAACUUCGUUAGAUACACAGGAGAUACCAUUUCAAUGGCUCAGACACAGUUGUUUGCUUGGGAAGCCUAUGACAAGGGAUCUGAAGUGCAUCUGCAGGCCGAUCCUACAAAACUAGAGCUGUUGUACAAGUCCUUCAAAGUCAAAAAAGAAGACUUCAAGGAACAGCAGAAAGAAAGCAUCCUGGAAAAGUAUGGUGGCCAAGAACAUUUGGAUGCCCCUCCAGCUGAAUUGCUUUUAGCUCAGACUGAAGACUAUGUGGAGUACUCAAGACAUGGGACAGUCAUCAAAGGACAGGAGAGGGCUGUCGCCUGCUCUAAGUAUGAGGAGGAUGUGAAGAUCCACAAUCACACACAUAUCUGGGGAUCUUACUGGAAAGAAGGCCGAUGGGGAUACAAAUGCUGUCACUCCUUUUUCAAGUAUUCCUAUUGCACUGGAGAAGCUGGGAAGGAGAUUGCUAAUUCAGAGGAAUGUAUUAUAAAUGAUAUAACUGGAGAAGAAUCUGUAAAAAAACCUCAAACGCUCAUGGAGAUGCAUCAGGAAAAACUAAAAGAAGAUAAAAAGAAGAAAAAGAAGAAGAAGAAGAAGCAUCGAAAGAGCAGUUCAGAUAGUGAUGAUGAAGAAAAGAAACAUGAAAAAUUGAAAAAGGCCCUGAAUGCAGAGGAAGCCCGCCUUCUUCACGUCAAGGAGAUUAUGCAGAUUGAUGAGAGGAAGCGGCCUUACAAUAGCAUACAUGAAACUCGGGAACCCACUGAAGAGGAAAUGGAGGCCUAUAGAAUGAAACGUCAGAGGCCGGAUGACCCCAUGGCCUCCUUCCUUGGACAGUAGUAGCUAGUUAUAGACAGUCACCCAAGAUAGACACAUAGAUACAUUCUUUUCAGCUUCUUGCUGAUAAUUGUAGGUGGAAAACCCCUUGACUACUCUUUUUGCUGCCUGACUUUAAUAAAGCUUCCAGAAGUCCUUUUGUAAAUUCAUUUCUUUGUACACCGAAGAAACAAGAAAAACAAAGAGCAAUUCAUUAAGUGUAUGUUAAGAUUUUUUUUCCAAUUUUAUAUUAGGUGAUGUGGAAAGAGGCCUUGGCUCUUUACCUAGCAAGAAUGUCUUCUACUCAACAUUAUUAAGGCUUAAACUGUAUCUCCACAAUUCAUAUGGCCCUUUAUCUAGUUAACACGCAUUUUGAAGGCAGAUUAGUUACUCUUUCUCAAAAUCAGGGUUUCAUUUUUUCAAAUUAUUAGUAACUAUAAUUAUAGUUAUUUGAGAAUCCUUUGUUUUUGCCUUCUAAGGUUUUCCUGGUCUGAAACUAAAAAAAUUAUUCUAUCUUGGGUUUUGGGUUACUGAAAGGAAACCUGUAGAACAUAUGAGUAACUUUAUCUCCCAUGUCAAUCUGUAUAGUAAUAAUUCUGUUUUCUACUUGGUUAUAAAAUUUUUAUUUUUAAAAUAUUUCCUUGUACCUUACAUCCAGAAUAACAGAAAAAUAAUAUUUUGUCAUCUUUGAGCCAGUGUUGUGAUGGUCUUUUAUCAUUCUGGACUUGAGCCUUUAAACACAGAAAUCCUUUCCUCUAUCAUAGAAAAUACAGUUUGUGAUACUAUUUGUUGCUUUAAUUGUGAUUGCCUUUAUGUAAAAAUAAUGAAUAUUAAAUUUUAAAAGAUUGUAGAAUAUCCAUUAUACCUAAUAUCUAUAGUAAGCAGGUGUCUGUAAAAUUUGCAAAAAGCAAAACCUGAAGUUGAAAGUUUCUUCAAAGAAUUAGAAGGAUAGCUUGUAGGGCUAUUAAUAACUGAGACCGCCAUGAUCCUCAGGCCUCUUCUAAGACCAUCAUGAAAAUAAUACUGACAGAGUGGGCUCAAUGAAAACAGCCUGUUUCAAACCCCUGAUAGAAGUACAUUGGCUUUUUAACAGCUCACCAAAACUGAUUAGGAUACAGCUUUAAGUUACCAUCUCAGAAAUAGUAACAAUCGAAUUGUCAAGUACUAUGAAUAUAGUGUGUAGAUUAAGACUACUAUGCAAUUAAAAAAGCAAUGCAAAUGGAGGUAAUUCUUAACCUAUUUCAAGAAAGUCAAUGACAUGUGUUCAUAUUCCUACCUUACCAUGGGGUGGCUCCAUAAAGUGACAAUGUCUAUUUUGUAUUUUAUUUAUCUUUUGGUAAUAAAGAUACAUAAUUAGAA